This is a messenger RNA of Trifolium pratense (red clover), 720 nucleotides long. RefSeq names its product protein BIC1-like. The transcript has a single exon. Gene Ontology annotation, biological process: blue light signaling pathway. Lineage: Eukaryota; Viridiplantae; Streptophyta; Magnoliopsida; Fabales; Fabaceae. The record is from RefSeq and is a predicted model, not a curated record. Bases 138 to 593 code for a protein of 151 amino acids.
CAGAAUCACUUAACACCACUCUCAAAAUCUGCUUUCCACACAAAAGUUUCAGAUACAAACUAUUCAACACAGCACACAGAAUAGAAAAACAUCAACAACUAUAUACUAUAAUAAAAUAUUAUAUAUAUUUCUUCAAUAUGGUCCUGUUUUGCAUGAAAGAUAACAUCACAAAAACAAACACAAAAACUACUUCAAUGACUCAUCAAUCUUCUUGGAAAUCUCAUGAACAAAUUGAUCAAGAAUUGAAGAAACCCCACCAACCCAAAAAUAAGGAGCAACAACUAAAACAAGAGACGGUUAUUGUUGAGGCUGCAGAGGAAGUGGUUAUGUCUAAUAUUGUAACAGAGUUAGGUGUUGAAGCAGAGGAGGAAAGUGGAAGAGAGAGAUUGAAGAGACAUAGAGUUGAAAUGGGUGGAAAUGUAUGGAUUCCAGAUUUAUGGGGACAAGAAGAGUUUUUGAAGGAUUGGAUUGAUUGCACAAAAUUUGAUCCUCCUUUGAUUUCUUCCAACAAAAUUGUUACUGCUAGAACAGCUUUGGUUCAAGAAGCAACUGGUGGUGGUACUGCUGGAUUCAGAUUUCAUUAUAGCUGUUGAGUUUUUAUUUUUUAGUUUAGCCAUUACCAUAUAUUAAUUAAUAUAUAGUAUGUUAUUGUGGAUGUUUUAUGCAUCUUAAUCUUUGUAUAAUCAAUAUCUAUAUUUUUUUUAAAAAUUGUUUUGAAUA